Messenger RNA from Lolium rigidum, 1443 nucleotides. Its product is annotated as indole-3-acetate beta-glucosyltransferase-like. Bases 1 to 1443 code for a protein of 480 amino acids. The record is from RefSeq and is a predicted model, not a curated record. Gene Ontology annotation, molecular function: UDP-glycosyltransferase activity. Lineage: Eukaryota; Viridiplantae; Streptophyta; Magnoliopsida; Poales; Poaceae. The transcript has 2 exons.
AUGCCUCAUGUCCUUGUCGUGCCCAUGCCCGGCCAAGGCCACAUAAACCCUAUGGUGCAGUUCGCCAAGAAGCUGGUGCUCAAGGGCGUAGCCGCCACCCUAGUCACAACCCACUUCAUCGCUCGAACAACCAGAAUCGACGCUGGCCAAGUGCAGGUCGAGGCCAUCUCCGACGGGCACGAUGAUGGCGGGUUCUCGUCGGCGGCGAGCCCGGAGGAGUACUUGCACAAGCUGGAGGUCGCCGGCUCGGCCUCCCUGGCCGAGCUCAUCAAGGCGCGUGCGUUGUCCGGGCGCCCCUUCACCUGCGUGGUGUACGACUCGUUCUUGCGCUGGGCGGCGCGGACAGCGCGUGCGAUGGACCUGCCCGCCAUCCCGUUCUCCACCCAGUCCUGCGCGGUGAGCGCGGUGUACCACUACGUGAAUGAGGGGAAGCUCCCCGUGCCGGCGGCCGGGGGUGAGAAGAGCGUGGCGCUCGCGGGGCUGCCGGAGAUGGAGAGGUGGGAGUUCCCAACGUUCCUGUUCGAUGACGGGCCAUACGCGUCGCUCACUGUGCCGGCGCUCACCCAGUUCGCCGGCAAGGACGAGGAUGACUGGGUGCUCUUCAACUCGUUUGAAGAGUUGGAGGCUGAGGUCUUGGUUGGACUGUCACCCCACUUCAAGGCCCGAGCCAUUGGGCCAUGCGUGCCGCUGCCCACCGCGGAAUCCGGCGAUGCUGACCGCUUCACCUACGGCGCCAACCUGCUCGACCCGGCGGAGGACACCUGCAUCAAGUGGCUGGACACCAAGCCCCCGGGCUCCGUCGCCUACGUCUCCUUCGGUAGCUUGGCGUCUCUCGGCGCCGCCCAGACAGAGGAGCUCGCGCGCGGCCUCCUCGCGGCCGGCAAGCCCUUCCUGUGGGUGGUGAGGGCCACCGAGGAGGCGCAGCUCCCGCGCCACCUCCUGGACACGGCGACGACGUCGGGCGCCGCGCUCAUCGUGCGCUGGUGCCCGCAGCUGGACGUCCUGGUGCACCGCGCCGUGGGCUGCUUCGUCACGCACUGCGGGUGGAACUCCACGCUGGAGGCGCUCGGCUUCGGCGUGCCGAUGAUGGCGCUGCCGAUUUGGACCGACCAGCCGAUCAACGCCCGGCUCAUCGAGGGCGCGUGGGGCGCCGGCGUGCGCGCGCGCCGCGAUGCGGCGGGGAUAUUCCUGCGGGACGAGAUCGAGAGCUGCGUGCACGCCGUCAUGGAUGAUGAAGGGAUCGCAGCUUCCGCGCGAGAGGCGGCACGGCGGUGGAGCGACGCGGCGCGCGCGGCGGUCACCCCCGGCGGCAGCUCUGAUCGGAACCUGGACGAGUUCGUGGAGUUCGUGCGCGCAAACGCUGGCAAGAAUCGGAAGCCUCUUGGCUUGGAAAACAACGAGACUGGAGCACGCAGCAGGGUGCAAGACGUGAUUUGCACGUGA